UCUAUGGGCAGCACGAAUGGCUAACACACCGCUGUAUCAUCAGCUCGGCCGACUCUCUUUCUCCGCGGUUAGCAUCAUAGGCUGCAUUUAUCUCAUCUUAUGUCUCGUCUUCCUUGGCUACUACCAUAGCUCGAGCUAUCGCGAUCCCACGUCUUUGUUCUUCGACCCCAGCCCAGAGGCAUUUCUUGCCUCCGCCAGCAGCUUAGCGUCUCCGACGAGAGAACACCAGGGGCCCCCAGCGGUGUGCGUGGGAAUAGUAACGGUUCGUCGAAGGGGUGAUCAAUAUGUUGGCUUGACAGUGGCGUCUCUCCUGGAUGGACUCACUGAGACCGAAAGAAACAUGAUGCGUUUAUACCUUCGUGUUGGCAACACUGACCCGAAAGAGCACCCCAUCUUCUCCGAGAAGUUGGAUGACCCCGACUUCGGACAGCUACGAGCGUGGGAGGAAGGUGGCUGGUACCGGAACAAGACCAUCUACGACUUCACAACCUUGAUGAAGGACUGCUAUGAGACCGGUGCCGACUAUGUCGUGAUGAUAGAAGAUGAUACCCUGGCAGUGAAUGGCUGGUUUCCAUCUGCCUUGCAAGCUCUGGACACAGUGCAUGAGAAGGCUGCACGUCAAGGUCAAGAGUGGAUUUAUCUCCGCCUGUUCUACGUCGAUGGCCUCCUAGGCUGGAAUUCGGAAGAAUGGCCGCAAUACCUGGCGUGGUCCUUCAUUCUCUGGGCGUUACUUACAGGGACAAUGGUUGUCUUCAAGGCACGAGUGUUCACAACGCAGCUCCGUCGGUUCCCGACCAGUGCCAUCUGGCUUGCAUCGUCCCUGCUUAUACCCGGUGCGAUUCUUCUUUUCUUCGUUUCCGGCCGGCAAACAAUGUGGCCCAUUGCCCCUGGAGUCCAUGAAAUGAACAAAUACGGAUGUUGUUCGCAGGGUCUUGUUUUCCACCGAGCGAUGGUACCCCGCUUUCUUGAGCAGACUGACUUGACGACUGACUGGUUGGUUGAUAUGAUGGUUGAAACGAUUGCGGACAGCCAGGGCUGGACGCGCUGGGCUGUGGUUCCGCCGUUACUACAGCAUAUCGGCGCGACGAGUUUCAAAGGAUAUGGGUUUGACAGCUCCGCCAAGACCUAA
Molecule: messenger RNA, 1129 nt
Organism: Aspergillus fijiensis CBS 313.89
Lineage: Eukaryota; Fungi; Ascomycota; Eurotiomycetes; Eurotiales; Aspergillaceae
Exons: 3
Coding region: 17-1129 (370 amino acids)
Biological process (GO): GPI anchor biosynthetic process
Cellular component (GO): Golgi membrane
Molecular function (GO): glycosyltransferase activity
Source: RefSeq, a predicted model, not a curated record